AUGCAACCAUUGGAUCAUAUCAGGUAAAAUCACUUACACAAGACUGUUUAACUCAAGGUGUGUGUGUCAUUUUUUGUUGUUAAUAAUUGUUUUGGUUGAUUAUUCAUUAAUUUUGUUGCAGAGAUUACUUUGGAGAGAAAAUUGGAAUCUACUUUGCUUGGUUAGGUAAAUAUAAUUAAUGACUUCAAAUUUCAUGUGCACUCUGAUUGAAGUAAGUUAUUGUUUCAGCUGUUUAAUCAUGGCUGCAUAUAAUUUUUAUUUUUUGGAAGAACACAUAUUAAAGGCUAUGACUGUAUUCUAGUCAGCCAAUGAGACUCAAGGACAUUGCACAAUGCAUGAAGUUUGGAUGUCAAUGAGGAAAACAGUGUCAUCAAACAAAUGUUACUCUCUUGGCUGUUUGACAGGUUUCUACACAUGGAUGUUGCUCCCAGCAGCCAUCAUGGGCCUUGUUUGUGUGAUUUAUGGACUUGUCAGACUGGAGUCUUAUAUUCCUGUGUAAGUGAUGAGUUUGGCAAGGCCUAUAUGUGCAUUCUAUCAUAUGCAAAGGCCUUAUAUUCAUAUCAGCCGUGAAAUGGGCUCAUUGAGGACUGGGAAUCUUAAAGUAUUAUUUAAAGUUGUCGUGAAAUGGAACAAAAGAAAAAUAUACUUGGUGAUACAUUCACAUGACUGUGCUAUUUUACAUAACUUUCACUAUAAUGUUCAUCCAGUGUUUACUAUUACUGCCAGUGGUAAGCGUUAACAGUAUUGCAAUCACUGGUUUUAUACUGAAAAAACGCAAGUCAGAGAACCAACUUUUUUUUAUUUUUGUGUAAAGGUGGCUUUCAGACAAGUAAAACCAACUGUAUGUAUGUAUCUUUUGCUUUAGGAAAGACAUCUGUGAUACGUCUAAGAACUUUCCCAUGUGCCCUCGCUGUGACAAACGCUGUCCCUACUGGUCUUUAUCGGACACAUGCAUCUAUUCAAAGGUGACUUAAAGAACAUUUUCACCUCUUACUUCAAGUUCCUUCCUUUCUUCUUCCUCGACUUCUUUGCUAAACUUUUUUAAAGGUCGCUAUUUGGCGACUUAACCAAAUUUGUCAUUCUCUUCACAGUCAACCAUACAAUUCUUAUAUUGUUUGUUCAGAGAAUUUAGUAUUGGAACAACUAGUUAUCCCCAAAUUGAUAUUUUUCUUUAUUAUUAUCACUUAUCUGGUUGAUAUUAUAUUGAUAUUGUAAGGAAAAAUUCUGUCUUGGUCACUCAUGGGAGUUAAAGGGUUAAAAUCACGAAAUGUUUGCCAGAAAUGGAGAAAGAAAAGAAGAAAGCAGAGAAAGAAAUUUUGUGCAACAUUGAACUUAAGCACCACAGUUUCUUCCUGCUGACCAUGAUGACUAAAUGACCGCAGUGUGAGGCCUUGUGUCCCAUUAAUAAUUGAUGUAGCCCCUUGUUAAAGGGGCUACACGUAGCAUAAACCAUGAAUUUGGAGACAAUUCAUAAUAAUUAACACAUUAUUUUGCUGGGAAAUAUUCAUCUUUGUAGUUCGUUUUUCAGAAGUUAUCUAUCUAGUUUUAUCGUCUACAUGUACUAAUGCCCUCUUUGAUUCUCUUCAGGUGGCUUAUGUUUUUGACAAUGAGUUUACUGUGGUUUUUGCCAUUUUUAUGUCGAUUUGGGGUGAGACCUUUUUUUAUUUUUAAGAAUAAUUGCUUGUGUAGUAAACUGUGUCAGACCCCGAGGCUCUAUUGUUGACAGCUGUACAAAUCAUAAAUGGCUAGCACGUGGAACCUUAAGUCUAAAUGUUUAAGCCCUGGUGUGGUCAUUAUAUUGAGUUGUUGGGCGAGAUGAUUCACUCUGAGAAUGCUUCUCUCCAUCCGGGCGUAUAUACAUAUUGGCAACGCUGAAUAGUCAAAGAAACUUGACAGAAUGUUUGGGCAACUUGUACUGAACCAUCCCGUUCAAGAGUUGAAAAAAUAGCUAAUGGAUUGAUUACCGAACAUUUCAUAAAUAGGAUCAUUUUGUCUGUGACUUUCACAGAAAGGAAACUUUGAUUUUCUUUCAGGGUCGUAAUGUUAAUGCAAUACUUUGCUGAUGAUCAUGUGUGUAUUUGUUACACAGCCAUCAUGUUUCUUGAGUUUUGGAAGAGGCGGCAGGCAGAGAUUGCUUACGAAUGGGAUCUAUUGGGAUAUGAGGACGAAGAGGUACGAUAUUAAUUAAUCAAUCAAUGUAUUUAUUUAUGACUUCUGUUAAUUAUUUGUAAGAAGGCAAAGAUUAGGCUUGCCAAGGUAAGCUUAUGCCGUUUAGGAUUUAUCCAGGAACAAAAAACCACACUACUUACUUCUCCGUGUCGAUUUUUCUUUCGUUUUGUGAAUGGUGCUUUAAAUGUAAACGUUUUUGUUGAUCUUGUUGCAUGUUAUAAGCAAUUAAUAUUAAUCUCACGAAUCUCUGAACUGUGUUCGUUUGAACUCAAGGUACAGUUUAUUACUUAAAAAGACUCGCAAAAACUUGACCGUCAAUCCUGUUCAGUGUGUUUUUCAUUUGACCAUCUUUCCAUAAAUGUACAAGCUCCAAUUCAUUAUUCUGUUUUAGGAACAACCUCGUCCCGAGUACGAGGCAGUAGCGAUGGAGACCCGUUUGAACCCCAUCACGAAAGUGGAAGAGCCUUUCAUAUCGCUUGGGAGGAAAGUGCCCAGAUUUAUUUGUAGUUUCAGUUUCAUCAUCUUCAUGGUAAGAACUGGAUAAUGUUUAAUAAGGCUCAAUGUGAUUUUGGCCAGGUUUAAACCGAGAUAAUGCAGCAGUUUCACCAGAGCCUCCCAAGGGCAUUGAUGUGCAUUACUACCUUACUGCUUUGUUUCCUUCCUUCCUUCCCUCUUUCCCUCGCCCCCUCCCUCUUUUGGGUGAGUGUCCAUUCCGCGCACCGGUUUGUUGGUGUUGCGUUGACAGGUGCCUGGAGGUUGGCUGCGGCUUGAUUGCUGGGAGAUUGCUUCCCUCCUAUGGUGUCAACUGUUCGCAUCCACCCACCCACCCACCCACCACCUUGAUACUAUUGGGCAUUGCUACUUGGACGAGGCGAAACGCUCAUAUUACUGCAACAAUUAAACCUUUUCAAAUCUAGAUUUACCUGAAUUCUGUAGCCCCGGCGUCUUUUGCAAGCUAGUUAUAACCGACAGAAAAACUGACUUUUGGUCACCGGUAUGGCUCGUAGUGUUUUAAAAGAGGAUAAGAGGUGCAACAGCGAAGUUCUGAAUUUUGAUCUAUAGUAUUAUGGUCUUUGUAUCGCAGCUGGCGCUUGUCGUCAUCGCCGUGUUUGCUGUUGUAGUAUACCGUGUUGCAGUAUACGCGGUGUUAGCCGCAAGCAGCGACUACAACAUGGGAGCUGUAAACAUGGCCACGUCCGGCACUGCAGCUCUCCUAAAUCUCAUUACCAUCAUGCUCCUCAACAAGGUACCCGCAUAAACUUAUCUUUUUCUAUGGAGACGGUACACAACUAGUAAACAUCUUGAGGUAAAUUUUUGUUGUCUGCCCUCUCAUGUAGAUGUUCGUUUGCGACUGUUACACAGCAAUGGUUCCUACUUGAAUGUGUAGAUAUUAGUUAACCCUUUAACUCCCAGAAGUGAUGAACAUGUAACCUCUCAAUCAGACCUUGGGAGUUAGAGGAUUAACAGUAGAAGUUCAGCGGAUGGUUUUAUACCUUGGAGUAACAACUGAUCAUUUAGUGUGAUCCUCUGGUGACUUCUUUUUGUUAAUUACAUUAUUUUAUCUCCAGGUUUACGAAAAACUUGCUGAGAUUUUGACACGAUGGGGUACGUGUGUAGAAAAUGAAUUCAGUGAACUUCAUUCAUGCUUUAAGCUAUUAACCACUUUACUGAUAUUGAAUCAUCAGUGCAUCCGAUCUUUCAACUGACCUUAACCGUACUACUGUACUCGUGCACGUUGUGGUCAUUACACAUUACAUAAGAAUUUUUAAAUUUAAAAUUAGUAGCCGAAUCCUUCCGUACCUCUAAACUGCAUUGGCAUGCGGCGUCGAAAGCUAACAAAGUAGGAGGCAAUGAGGAUAGGGUUAAAUUCAUCAUCUGUUUUUAUUUCAGAGAUGCCUCGCACCCAGACGGAGCUUGAAGACAUCUUUUCAUUUAAGAUGUACCUUUUCCAGUUUGUGAACUUCUAUUCGUCACUCUUUUUAUAUUGCGUUUUUUUUAAACUCAGGUGAGUUUAUGUCAUGAGUAAUCUAAUAGCAACAAUGGGAAAAAAGUUACUUAGAGUUCUCCUAAGAAAGAAAACUCAAAAUCGUAGACAUUUUCGAUUGUCUGGGAUGACUGACGACAAAUCGGUUAAAUCGAGAGCGCUUUUUUUUUACUGACGCAACCCAGAUUUUUGCGAUGAUCCGCGAUUACUGAAGGUUAAUGAAAACUCCUAUUUUGAACUGUCGUUAGUUUUAAUUUGCUACCAUUCCUUGGCUUCUGUAGCCUCGAGUCCCAAAUGAAGUGGUGUCUGUUCUAUUUUUCGCCAACCAUCUGACAAUCGGAAUGUCUACGAUUUCAAGUUUCAUUAAUUAGAAAACUCUGGAAUCAUCGAGAAAUAUUGAAAUCACCGACUAUCCGGGAUUUUUCCCGCCAGCCUUAAGUGUCAUUGUUUUUCUCACGAUUUAGGCUCUUCGAAUGACAUGCAGAUCGUGAUCUUCCCUCACCCAUUUGCUGUUGCACGGUUCUGCUGUUGUCUUGUUUCUUUGUGAUGCUGUGUUGUGAUACUGACGAUCAAAACAACAACAGGAGAGCCGUGUUACAGCGAAUCUUCGAAACGCGCUAAGCUGUUGAGAAACAGCCCACCAAAUAAAAAGGUGACAUCUUCAGAAAAAUAGUUUUCACAAAAUUACCAGUAGGAACUUUUAUCUAUUUACAUAGAAGCGUUAAACACAUUAAAAAUUGUUUGGCAUCACAGCGGUAGAAUGAACGUAUUGAAUCAUAUUUUGAGAAUAUUUUCAACUGACAAUUAUAAGUUAUCUGUUUAGGGUGAGACAGAUUUUUUAUGCAUAAUUUUAAAAAUGGUAAUGAACAGACCUACGGGGACAACAAUUUUCGUCCCUCUGGAAGAAAGAACUGCGCUGACAAAAAAAAAUUUUUGUUUUCAGCCCUGGAAGGCCAGCAGAAUUUAACAGGAUAUUUGGUUUUCGACAAGAAGAGGUAAGAAAAAGUAUUCGAUGUGUUAAGUUUUUUUUUUGUGACAGUUUAGGUAUUUAAAGCUGCAUUGGGUUAAUCAGACGGUACUGUCGUCAAAAAUUUGCGAGAAAAGGAAGGAAAGAUCGUCUUUAGACAUUGUUUGUAAUUGAAGUAAAUAAUGUUUUUCGCCUUUGGUCCCAUUAGUUGGACCAGUUUAAAAAGGACGCGUUUGAUUAGAAUUUAUAUCGUAAGGAUGUAUGUGUUGUUCGUUAAAUUUGACAAUGCAAGGUUUGCCGACUUUGAAAUAGUUGCUUUAACAAUUUGAAUCUUAUUUUUGACUUUUUUUACCUCCUUUGGACAAUAUUAGUUCAUUUCAAUCAGAAAAUAGAAAGUAAAAUAAGGCAUAAAAGUAACUGAAAAUAUCUUUCAAACAUAGAGCAGUUGUAAAGGAGAAUUCUGAGUUCAUUUUCAUGUUGUUCUGGCAGUGUAAUCCGGCAGGUUGUUUAUUUGAGCUCCUGGUCCAGCUGGCAGUUAUCAUGGUUGGAAAGCAGAUCUUCAAUAAUUUUAUUGAAAUAAUCGUCCCGUAAGUAGCCCGUAAAGAGAUGAGGUACAUUUUAACGUUCCCGCUUUUGAGACUUCGUUGGACUUAAGGCAGGUUUUAGAAAAUAACACAUUUAUGGACAUUUACGUAUUCUAAUGUAAUAACAGUUUACUGUUAACUAGGAGUAUUUACGUUCUGCUCGAUAUACUUGGACUGUUUUGCAAUACGACAUACAUAAAGGUGUAAUAGCUUAUUGGAGAAGCACAUUUAUAGCGUAAGUGAAACACAGGUAAAGUAAUCAGAAAACCGGAAUCGCUGAAAAAAAAAAUCAGGGAAUGUAUUUGUAUAGGUAAUCACAUGAUUUCGAGUGCAAUUUGGAAUAAAUAAGCACGAGUAAAUUUUUUCAAAGACUAACAAAAUUGCACGAGCCCGUAGGGCGAGUGCAAUUUGUGGUCUUUGAAAAAAUUAACAAGUGCUUAUUUAUUCCAAAUUGCACGAGAAAAAUCAUGGGAUUACGUGUUAAUAAUUGACAUGAAAAAAUACGAGAUGGCUUAUCAUAAUUAAGCAGAAGCAAAGCGCGCGCAUCACGAGCAAAAAUAAUUUAUUCAAACCGUGCGUUCGGUCAAAACAACAAUGUACGAUCAAAACAAUAAUAUGCGAUGAUAUCUUCACAUCUUUAAGGCGCAAAAAAGUUCAAAGUCCGGCUAAACAGUUCAAGGAAUUGUUCAGUCUGUGUCCGAAUCACUUUCGAUGAAAUGGAAUCGUCGUUUUCGAGGUUUAACCAUGUUUGUUUUUAAUUUCGGCGUUGGAUCGCUCGAGCAAAGUGUUAAGCUAGGUCGGCUUGUAAUUUUUUAUUUCCUUGGCAAUUCCCUUCUCUAAAAACCACUUUUUCCAGACCGAAACCAAAACAGUGCUUUUUACAGUGUUUUGGUUGUCUGAGCUGUUUUCAGCUGCGGUGGCGAAAGAAAACCUACUUAAAAAGCAGGCUAUUGUUUCGCUCGCAAAUUUUCAAAUUUUCAAAUUUUGUUGCGACAUCGAAGGCUCUCAUUUGACUGGCUAUCUAUGAGUUUCUUUGAUUAUUGACCAAUCAGAAUGUUUGAUUUGUUACUUUAUUUGCACUGAAUUAACCCUCUUCUGCACUGAAUUAACUCUCUUCUGCACUGAAUUACCUGAAAACUGCAUUUAUCUUGUCCAAUCAGAACUGAGAAAUUUUUCCAUGUAUAUUAUUAUUGUGGGAACAUGCUCCAAACACAUUUUACAGUGAAAUAAUACUUUUAAUUGUUUAGUCCUGUAAAACAGUAUUUCACAGGCCAAGUCACUCAUUCUGCGAACGUUUUGGAUUAAUAAUAUUUUGACUCAAAUUUCAAAUGAGUGGGAUGAUCAUUUGGGUAAGCACUCCUAUUUUUUCAUCAUCAUCAUCAUCACCACCACCACCACCACCACCACCACCAUCAUCAUCAUCAUCAUCAUCAUCAUCAUCAUCUUCAUUAUUAUUAUUAUUAUUAUUAUUAUUGCUGUAGUUGAUAUCGUCACCAUUAUUAUUAUUAUUAUUAUUAUUAUUAUUAUCACUAUGGUCUCUUUUAUUCCUGAAAAUAGAGGAUAUUACAUGGCCGCGCGAAGAUAAUUAAUUCUGUUCGAGUGUUGGGAAACAUUUCACGAGUGAGCGAAACGAACGAGAGAAAUAUUUUUCAACGCGUGAAGAGAAAUUUCGUAGCUCCAAGCGGCCUUGUAAUAGUAUAAUCAUAGUAUCGGUAUUGUUUCCACGUGUAAAGAGAAACAUGUUAUCUUCACGUAUGAAGAUAUCAUGUUUUCGCGCGAAAACUCACUUGGUAUUUGACUGAGGUUUAUAUUAUUAUUAUAAUUAUUUUCCACAGAAAGCUUCAGAACUGGUGGAGACGCCGUCAGAAUAUUGAAACCCCCGACUUGACCGAAUACACACGUUGGGAACUGGACUAUGACUUGACUCAGUAUCCCGUGCACGGGUUGUUUUAUGAAUACCUUGAGAUGGGUAAGAACUGCGCAGCUUGUACGGUUGAGCGAAGGAGAUGGUUGAGAUUUUACCGGUUAUAAACUCUGUUUGUUUUUUUUUUUGUUUUUGUUUUUUUUUUUUUUGUUUUUCCAGUGAUCCAGUAUGGCUUUGUGACACUAUUUGUGGCCGCCUUCCCACUUGGACCGUUCUUUUGCCCUCAUCAAUAA
This is a messenger RNA of Pocillopora meandrina, 7861 nucleotides long. The record is from the annotation of a GenBank genome assembly. Lineage: Eukaryota; Metazoa; Cnidaria; Anthozoa; Scleractinia; Pocilloporidae.